GUUACGUCACUUCCGGCAAAGAUGGCGGCCCCCAGUGUCUAGCAACGUGUGUCUAAUGUGGAUGGGGAUGUGCAAGAAAUCAAAACAUAAACAGCCAUAACAUAAUAAUACGAAUUACAGUCAAUUUGCGAUCGAUACGGAGUUACGGUUGUUGUGAACCAUGAAGACGAAAUCAUCUCAUCACAAGUCUGAGAACACAUUUAAGUUCCAGACCUUUUCAGAAAGACUAGCAAAUGUGAACAUUGAUAUUAUACACCGUAUUGACCGAACAGAGAGCUAUUCAGAGGAUGUUGAGACGUACUUCUAUGAAGGAUUGCAGAAAUGGCGGGAUCUGAACCAUACAGAGAAUUUUGUAACAUUCUACCGAGAAGUGUCCAAUAAGUGCCAGUCAUUCCAUCUGCUGGUUUAUAAUCAGAAUGCCAUAGUCCAAAGCCUGAAGACCCACCUACAAGUAAAGAACAGCCUUGCCUACCAACCUCUGCUUGAUCUGGUGGUCCAGCUGGCUCGAGAUCUGCAGGGAGACUUUUAUCCACACUUUAAAGAUUUUUUCAUAGCCAUUUCUUCAUUAUUGGAAACAAAGGACACUCAAUUGAUAGAAUGGGCCUUUACAUCCUUGUCUUAUCUGUACAAGUACCUUUGGAGGAUGAUGGUGAAGGACAUGCCUACCAUAUACAGUUUAUACAGCACUCUGCUUGCCCAUCACAAAGAACACAUCCGAAAUUUUGCUGCAGAGAGUUUUGCAUUCCUAAUGAGGAAGGUGCCUGAUUUAGGUGGACUGUUGAACUUCAUGUUCCUGGACCUUAAUGAACAUCCCCAGAAGGUGGAAGGUUUGGGGCAGCUCCUAUUUGAGAUGUGUAAGGGGGUCAGACAUAUGUUUCACUCCUGUGCCAAAAAGGUUUUGCAACUGGUUUUACAGAAAGUUGGACCAGUGACAGAAACUGAAGAACAGUUGCCCUGGACUUUAGUAGGCGAGACACUGAAACAUUUUGUGGAGUCUGCUUCUUUUUACAUUAACGGCGAACACAUGGAGCCACUUUUUAGUAAUAUUCAGGAAUCUCUGCUGCAGCUUUCGGGUAAAACAGAUGCCAAUCACAGUACACAAUGCUCAGAUCAGAUAGAAAGGCUACUAGAAGCUUAUUCUAUUCUGGUGGAACAUGGUCAAGGGUCAAAGAUUCCUCAUCCAGAACAGGUGUCUAAGACAUUGACAACAUUGUUACAAGUUCCCAACACUUCAUCAUCUUGUUGUCACAAACUUCUCAGUAUUAUCUCUACCUUACUUCUCAAUGAGAAUGUAUCUUUGCCAGUGUCUGAGAUUAAAGAAACAGUAAAUAAGGUUUUUGACAGUGGAUUUUCAAGAUCAUCACUGAUGGACUUCUCAGAAGGGCUAUUCAAAAUGGAGCAGUUUGAGCAGCAUUUUCUUCCAAGCUUCCUGCAGUAUACCCUGCUGUGUUUUACAGACAAGAACCCCUCUGCUACGAGUGAGGCCCUGGCAAUUUUAACUAAGCUCAUUUUGGAAAAAGCUGAACCCCCAACAGUUGGUUCUAUGGCAUUUGAAAAAUAUCCCCUUGUAUUUGUGGAAAAAUCUAACUGUUCAAAGUCGAAAGGUGGUCAGAGUAAGGGAUCUGCAGUGCUGGAUUACAUACUGUCUCUGAUUCAUCUGUCACCUGAUCUGGAUGCCUGUGAAGUGUCACACUGUUGGGCUGCACUUACUGUUCUGCCUCAUUUGAGACCCAUGGAUAAAGAACGAAUCAUGCCAAUUUUAUCAGACAUUAUAGGAAGCAUUUUUUCUUUUAUAAACCAAAUACAGUUUACACGGGGAGUCUUGUGGAUAGCUUGCCAGGCAGUGAGUACUCUCCUCAGUCUGGAUGAUUCUGCUGAAAUUCUUCAUGUGCUUCCAAUGGAAAACAUAAAAGACCUACUGCUCUUAUUCCCUGAUGAUCCAAGUGCCUUGCUCUUGGCAGAUCUUUAUUUCACUAGAUUAGUGUUCUGUGGCUGCCAACAGAAGCUUUCACAGGAUUUCCAAAUGGAGAUAUUUUCAAAGUUGCAGUAUAAUAUAUCGGGGAACUUGUCAAAGGUGCGACUUCUUACUAUAAGGAUACUAAAUCACUUUUCUGCCCAACCAAAUAUAUGUCUGGAGGAGUCCAAAGGAGGAGAAAACCUUCAUGUGUUUUCCAUUCUACUGCAAGCUGAGCUUGUCCCAGCCACGGUCUAUGACUACCGAGAUAAACUUAUUCAUCUUCGGAAACUGAGGCAUGAUCUUGUGCACUCAGUUGCAAAGGAAGACUUCAAGGAGGUACCGUUGAGGUAUUUACUAGCAAUGCUGUAUAUUAACUUCACCCCUCUGUGGGAUCCGGCUAUUGAGCUUAUUGCGUCUCAUGCAAAUGAAAUGGAAAAUAAAGCUUUUUGGAAGGUGUUCUACGAGCAUUUGGAAAAGUCUGCUGUUCAUGCUGAGAAGGAACUUGGGGAUGAGCAGCUAAAUGAGGAAUCAACAAACGGCCAGUCCUAUGGAAUUGAUGUUUCUAAUGCUGGAGACGUUGGAAUCUUAUAUGCUGAUAUGCUGAAAAGCAAAACUGAUAUAAAUGACAGGACUGAUUACACCAAUUUCCGGUUCCUGCUUUGGAAAGCAAUGUCACUGUUUCCAGACCGGGUGGAGCCGAGGUCCAGGGAACUUUCCCCUCUCCUGCUCAGGUUCAUAAGCAAUGAAUAUUACCCAGCAGACUUUCUAGUAGCCCCUUCCCAGGACAUUCGCAAGAAAGGUAUAGACAAUGCAAAGAGCGGAGCCGAAGAAAAUGCCACGGUAGACGAGGAUACAGUUAUGGAAGAGGAAGACAAUGCAGAGUCUGACGAACCCAACAAUACAGGGUUGCAAACAAAGAAAACAAGAAGGGCUGCCUCAAAACAGCUCAUUGAACACCUAAAAGUGUUUUCAAAGUUUUCCAAUCCACGUGCUUUGUUCUUGGAGCCCAAGUUACAUGACCUCUAUACUCAGUUAUUGUGUCAUCAAGAUCAAAAUGUACAGAAAGUUGCGUUGGAUUGUGUGCUGAGCUACAAACACCCUCAUAUACUUCCCUAUAAGGAAAAUUUACAACGGCUUCUGGAAGACAAAAGCUUUAAGGAGGAAAUUGUAAAUUUCAGUAUUUCGGAGGAGAAUGCAAUUGUAAAGCCAAUGCACAGAACUGAUCUAAUGCCUGUGCUUAUGAGAAUAUUGUAUGGCCGUAUGAGAAGCAAAACUGGCAGUAAAACACAAGGCAGGUCAGCUGCAGGAACCCGUAUGUCUAUAGUUCUUCGAUUCUUAGCAGGCUCGCUGCAUGACGAGAUCCGAAUGUUCCUAGAUCUUCUGUAUGAGCCAGUGAAGCAUCUGAAGGAUGGUGGUUGCUACGCUGCAGUUCAACAGGCUGUGGAACAAAUAGACCUUUCAAAAGUCCUACCCCUGGGGCGCCAGCAUGCCUUGCUCAACAGUUUGGAAGUGGUUCUGAAAAACCUUGGUAAUCUUAUCAGCCCCUACUUACCUGAGAUGCUCCAGAUUUUACUCUGCCUGACUGCCACUGCGUCACAGAUUUUAGAUCAGAAAGAAAAGAUCCAGUUAAAAUGUAUAAAUCCAUUAAAGAACCUGAGGCGCCUGGGAAUGAGACGUAUGGUGGAUUUUUUCACUGAUUUUGAGACGUACCCCUUUUCUGCUGAAGAAAUCGAUGCUUUAUUUAUUGCUGCCAUCUGGCCACAGAUCGGCAGAUUGGCUUUGGAAAGUCAGCAUUCUCCUUCACUUGUGCUGAAGCUUGUCCAUAUUUGGAGUCAAAAUUCUAGAUAUUUUCCUUUACUUGCUAAACAAAAACCCGGACAGCCAGAAUAUGAUGUCUUGGCUAAUACAUUUGCUCUUCUUGCCAAAAAGGGUUUAUCUCAGUCAACAGCAAGUAUUGUUAUAGAUGUAGCUUCUAAUCUGCUCAACACUCCGGACUAUGAAGAGUCAGAAGGUCUUUCCCCCUUAGUGGUUAAUGAUUGUGUUGUUGCUGACACCCCAAAUAAUGAUGAAGAGUCUGCAAGCAUCGGUGUGAAGCUGGUGUUAGUACAUGUCCCCGCAAUUCUCGGGUAUUUGAGUAAAAGCAUGCUGAAUUCAGAGAAGAUGCGCAAGAAGAAAUAUAAUACCCAAGUUAGCAAGGAACUCAAUAUCCUCUCAAAGAUUAGCAAGUUUAUUCAGGACAAAGAACAAAGCAAUGUGCUCAUUGGGUUACUUAUAUCCUAUUUGCAUAAAAGUAACGUAGCUGAGGACACAGAGGUUGACAUCUUGGAAACAGUACAAAAUCUACUCAGACAGUGUGUGAACCCUGCAAGUUUCCUGAAGCCAUUGGGCAAAUUAUUUGCUGUAACCCAGAACAAGCUUUCCCGGCAGACACUUUGCACAACAUUCCAGGUCCUGUCUGAAUUGGCUCCUGAGUUGGAGUAUAUCACUGAUGUUGCUGUUAAGUUAAACGCAUUUGAUCGAAGGCAUUUGGAUGAUAUUCACUUUGAUGUGCGACUGACAGCUUUCCAAAAAGCAAAUUCUUUUAUUAAAGAGAUGAAGACAAUCGAUAUGAACUAUAUUCUUCCACUUAUGCACAACUGUUUCUACACCAUCCAUCUUGGUGAUAUGUCCCUAUGUGACAAUGCAGGCCUGUGUCUCGCUAGUAUUAUGAAACUUCUGGCAACAGUGAAACACAAUGAGGGGGAAUAUCGCGAGAUCAUACAACGUACCCUGCUAGAAAGCAUGAAAAGUGGACUCAGAAGUAAAGUGGAGAGUGUUCAGCAAGACUAUACUACUUUACUUUCCAAUUUGAUACGGACAUUCCCAGAGCAUCCUGAGUUCUCCGACUUGGUUCAGCUCACGGAUUACAAUGAUCCUGAGAUGGACUUCUUUGAGAACAUGAAACACAUCCAGAUCCACAGGAGAGCCAGGGCAUUGCGGAAAUUAGCCAAACAUAUCACAGAAGGGAAUAUGACGCUCUCUUCCAAAUCUCUCCAGAAUUAUAUUAUGCCAUAUGCCACCAGCACUAUAUUUGAUGAAAAAAUGCUCAAGCAUGAAAACAUGGUUAAUGCAUCGGUGGAAAUGAUUGGAUCAGUAUGUAAAAAUCUCCCUUGGUCUGCCUACACGUAUCAAUUAAAACAUUUUAUUCACGUGCUUCAGACUGGGCAAGUCGAUCAAAAACUGGGUGUCAGAAUGCUGGUGACUGUACUUGAUGCAUUCCACUUUGAUUUUGCCACCCUGGAGAAGCAGCUUCAAGAAGCCAAGAAUCGUGAAGGUACAAAGAAUGCUGAGGAAAAUAUGGAGGAUGAAGUGAUGGAUUUAGAUCCAGAGGAUGAGCAGAUGGACACUCAAGACAAUGAGAAUUCCACCCAACAAGACCCAUCUGAAAAGGCUGAUAAUAGUUUAAAACAAAAGAUGCCUUUAAACUCCCUCCCAAAAACCAAGGAAGAGUUGACAUCUCUAAUAAGUCACAUUCAGGAGACAGUGAGCGGCAACAUCCUGCCUAAGCUGCAGAGGUGCCUAGAUGCCAAGAUAAAGAGCGAGGAAGAGCACAAGCUGGUGAAAACCAAAGCUGUAAAUGAAGAGGAAGUGGUCCGUAUCCCUAUAGCAUUUGCCAUGGUGAAGCUAAUGCAGACACUUCCACAAGAGGUGAUGGAGGUCAAUCUGCCCAGUAUCCUGAUAAAGGUAUGUAUCCUCCUGAGAAACCGAUUUCAAGAAAUCCGUGAUCUUGCAAGAAACACUCUAAUUAAGAUUCUGGAAACCCUUGGGCCUCGUUAUCUGCACUAUGUGUUAAAGGAGAUGCAAACUGUUUUAGUUAAAGGAUACCAGGUUCAUGUGCUGACGUUUUCUGUGAACCUGUUUUUAAAAGGACUUACUGCCAAGCUUAAAAGCGGCGACCUUGAUGGCUGUAUAGAAACUUUGAUCCAGAUUUUCAACAAUGAGCUGUUUGGAAACAUCGCAGAGGAAAAAGAAGUGAGAGGGAUAGUCUCUAAAAUAAUGGAAGCUCGAAGCAGCAAAAGUUUUGAUUCCUAUGAACUGCUUGCUCAGUUUAUUGGAAAAGACCAGGUUGUAAAAUUGAUCCUGCCCUUAAAAGAGAUUUUAGAGAAGACAACAAGUUUGAAGAUUGCUCGCAAAGUACAUGAAGCUUUCCGUAGAAUUGUGUUUGGUUUAGUAGCCAAUGAAGAUAUGUCUGCAGAAUCCAUUCUUUUACUGAGUUUUGGUCUGAUCAGUGAGAACCUUCCACUCCUAACAGAGAAAGACAAGGAUAAAAACUCAGAAAUGCUUCCUCCAGAUCCACGCCUUCAGCCUCAGAGCUGUUUGAUAAUUCAGCCGCCUCUUCCUCGUGGAGGGCGCAAAGCAGCUGUUAGCACAAAGACCAAUAUGCAUAUUCUUGUAGAUACUGGACUCAAGCUGCUUCAUGUGAGUUUGAAAAAAUCCAAAGUAAACUCUUCUGAGGAACAUGCAUUGGAAAUGCUGGAUCCCUUUGUGCAGAUACUGAUUGGCUGCCUACAGUCUAUGGAUGUAAAGGUCAUCACUGGAGCUCUGCAAUCCGUCAUCUUGAUUCUUAAGUUUCCGUUACCCUCUAUAGAGAAGAACACAGAGGAGCUGAUCAAACAGCUUUUCCUGUUGUUAAAGGAUUAUGCAAAAGCAGGUGCUGCCAGGGGUCAGAAUUUUAAUCUGGUGGUUAGCUGUUUCAAGGGUGUCACUAUACUGGUUCGAAACAUGACGGGAACCAUUACAGAGAAACAGCUGCAAGUGUUGCUGGGUUAUGCUGAAGAGGAUCUGUAUGAUUCUUCACGACAAGCCACUGCGUUUGGUUUGUUAAAGGCUAUUGUAUCUAGAAAGCUGAUUGUUCCUGAGAUUGACGAUGUCAUGCAAAAGGUAGCAAAGUUGGCAGUGACUUCCCAGAGUGAGCAAGUGAGAGUUCAGUGCCGACAGAUAUUCCUGAAGUAUUUGCUUGACUAUCCUCUGGGUGACAAACUGAAGCAAAGCUUAGAGUUUAUAAUUGCACAACUAAGUUAUGAAUAUGAAACGGGACGCGAUUCUGCCUUGGAAAUGACAGCAUUUCUUUUCCAGACAUUCCCAAAGGGAAUACUUAACCAGUUCUGUGGUCUCAUGUUUGUCCCACUUGCUUUGAUGAUGGUCAACGAUGAUUCUACAAAGUGUAAGAAAAUGGCUGCCCUGGCAGCAAAAUCUCUUCUUGGCAAAGUUGAGACAAAGCAGAAGGACUUGAUGUUCUCAUUGGCUAACCAGUGGCUCAAUAAUGAAAAGUCUUCUCACAAGAGGUUGGGUGUCCUGGCCUGUGGCUUGUUUGUUGACGUUGAAGGAGUUGAGUUUGAGAGCAGACUGGAAGCUACCCUUGUGACUAUUGAACGGGAAAUUGACCCCUUACAGUUUGAAGAUUUGAAGGAAGAGACCGAAGAAAAGGCAGCUGACAGACUGUUAUUCAGCUUACUAACCCUGGUUGCCAAACUCAUCAAGGAGUGCAAUAUUACACAGCUCGCAAAGCACAGAGAGAUUGUACAUAAAAUAUGUGCUCAUGCUCAGGCCCAUUUGAGGUACCCCCACAGUUGGGUCUGGCUGACCGCAUCCCAGAUUUUCGGAUUGUUGUUUUCUCUUCAAAAACCUGAAGACCUUGUGAAUAAAUGGAUGGGCCAAAAGGCAAAGAAGGCUCGGACAGAGGUCUCUGAAGUCUACCUAGUGGAAAAUCUGGAGAUCAAGAUGAAAGAUCUUGCUUUCGCUUUUUACCAUCAGCUGCAGUCAAAAUUUCUUGACCAGACCCUGGGAGAACAGGUGAUAAAGAAUUUGCUGUUUGUAGCCAAAGUUAUUUACCUCCUCCACCCAGAGGAGGAGAAUGCAGAAAACCACCAGGAGGAGAAAGAUAAUGAAAGUGUUCAGCAGGAAGCUUCUGGAGGAGAAGAGGAUGAUGCUGACAGGCAGAUGGAAGAAGAGAAGGGUGUCACUCUCAUGUGGCUCGUGAGAAAAUUGUCAAUGCUAGCCAAGAAAGAAGCUGCUCAUAGUCCUAAAAAUCCUCUAAAAAGAACAUGUGUAUUUAAAUUCCUGGGAGCCAUUGCAGUGGAUCUGGGAAAAGAGAGAGUGAAGCCUUUUCUGCCAUCUAUCAUUGCUCCGCUCUUCAGAGAACUGAACAGUACCUACUCGGAGAACGAUCCGACAUUGAAAAAUCUCUCUCAAGAAAUCAUUGACCUUCUGAAGGGUUUGGUUGGCUUACAGUGUUUCUCGUUGUGCUUUUCUGGUGUACAGAAACAAGCCAAUCAGAAGAGAGCCAUAAGAAAAGCAAAAAGGCUCUUGGACGCUGUGGCCAACCCUGAUGUGGCAGCCAGGAAAAAAAUCAAGAAACACAAAAACAAAAUUGAGGCAAAAAAGAGGAAGAUUGAGUUUUUAAGACCAGGAUAUAAAGCAAAGAGACUUCGCAGCCAUGCUCUCAAAGACUUGGCAAUGGUGGAAUAAAACUAUAUGCUGUUUAAUCAUAUAACAAUCAUUGUACAGUAGGGUGCAAUACUCAAUUUUUUGUGUACAGUUUAAUGCAUUGUCUUUAGUUUUCAAAUUAAAGUGUUUUCUAAUUAACUUGCA
Rana temporaria (common frog) is the source of this 8587-nucleotide messenger RNA. RefSeq names its product UTP20 small subunit processome component (gene UTP20). The record is from RefSeq and is a predicted model, not a curated record. Bases 161 to 8464 code for a protein of 2767 amino acids. Lineage: Eukaryota; Metazoa; Chordata; Amphibia; Anura; Ranidae. Gene Ontology annotation, cellular component: nucleolus; small-subunit processome; 90S preribosome. The transcript is spliced from 63 exons.